This is a messenger RNA of Salvia hispanica, 2861 nucleotides long. RefSeq names its product pre-rRNA-processing TSR1-like protein. NCBI's taxonomy places the organism in Eukaryota, Viridiplantae, Streptophyta, Magnoliopsida, Lamiales, Lamiaceae. The record is from RefSeq and is a predicted model, not a curated record. Gene Ontology annotation, molecular function: GTPase activity; U3 snoRNA binding; GTP binding. Gene Ontology annotation, biological process: ribosome biogenesis; maturation of SSU-rRNA from tricistronic rRNA transcript (SSU-rRNA, 5.8S rRNA, LSU-rRNA); endonucleolytic cleavage of tricistronic rRNA transcript (SSU-rRNA, 5.8S rRNA, LSU-rRNA). Gene Ontology annotation, cellular component: preribosome, small subunit precursor; nucleus.
UCAGCGAACCUAAAACCUCAAAUCAGCCACAAUUAAAAACCCACAACACAGCCGCCGUUUCUCAGCUCCGCCCUCCUCACCCGCCAACUCCGCUGUAGCCUGGUCGGUAAGUCCAUCCGCCAAAUCAACCGCUGUUCCUGCAACCUAUAUCAUCAACUCAACCCAAAAUCCGUUACCAAUUGCAAACCCCUAAUCGCGCAAGCGAGCAAGCUCAGAACAACGUUGUCAAUAUGGGAGGGUCUAGGCACCAGAUGAAUAAGUCACAUAAAACUCGAUUUGCUUCGAAAUCAUCGCGCAAUGUUCAUAAAAUUUCUUCUCAAGAUAAGCUGAAGGUGUCAAAAUCUGAUGGAGGUAUUGGUAAAGGAGCAAAGGCCGCACGGCUGCAACGUAACAAAAUGAUGAGAGAGCAGAAGAGAGCUGCAGUUUUGAAGGAGAAGAGGGCAUUGUCGGGGCCGUCAAGCCCCCCUCGUGUUAUUGUGCUCUUUGGGCUUUCGGCUUGUGUAGACUUGAAUGCCGUUGAAGAAGAUAUUCUAUCACUGCUAUCUGAAGAGGGACGUACCACUACUUUCCCAGCUGCUGCAUCAUCGGAGUACAAACUAAGAACCACAGUUUUAAAAGCUCCUCAUGGUGAUCUUGUUGCGUGCAUGGAAAUGGCAAAGGUUGCUGAUUUGCUUGCCUUUGUGGCAUCUCAAAACUCCUUACAUGAAGCGGAUGAUACUGUUAGUUUCAUCGAUUCAUUUGGCUCUCAGUGUCUUUCUGUGUUCAGAACACUUGGUCUACCAAGCACCACAGUGCUGAUUCGUGAUCUACCUGAGGACUUGAAAAGAAGACAUGAACUAAAGAAGAUGUGCAUGUCAGUGCUUGCUCCUGAAUUUCCAGAAGAUUGUAAGUUUUACCCCGCUGAUAAAAAGGAUGAACUGCAUAAGUUUAUGUGGCUUUUCAAGGAGCAAAGGCUCACAGCACCUCAUUGGCGAAACCAACGUUCUUACCUUAUGGCCCAGAAGGUUGAAACGGAAACUGAUGAUACCAGUAGUCCUGGAAAAUGCACACUUGUCCUUACUGGUUAUAUACGUGCACACAGCCUCUCAGUUAAUCAACUGGUUCACGUUGCUGGAGCAGGGGAUUUCCCACUGUCUAAGAUUGAACUUCUUAAGGAUCCAUGUCCCUUGAAUCUAAGGAAAGGAGCAGACCUCAUGGAUUCUGAGAAUGAUAUCCAGGUGCUGUCAUGCCUUACCGCUGAUCCAAUGAAACAAGAGCCUUUAGUUGUUGAAAAUGCUCCCGAUAUAUUGGCAGGAGAACAGACAUGGCCUACAGAGGCAGAAAUGGCUGAAGCAGAAAGAAAUUACAAGGAAAAGAAGAUGAAAAAGAAGAGGCUUCCUAAGGGCAUCUCUGAAUACCAGGCCGCAUGGAUUGUGGAUGAUUCAGAUGCUGAUUAUUCUGAUAGUGAAGGUGACGAUGAUGGUAUGGUAGUGGACGAUGGUGAGAAUGGGUUUCCUGGCCAGAAGCUUCAGAACGAUUUAGAGUUUGACGAAGAUCAGGCUUCACUAAAUCUGCGAGAUUCUGAUGACGAAACCGAUACAGAGUCUGUAAUGAUGAUGGAUGGUGACAACUUAACUAAUGAGCAGAUUGCUGAGCAGAUUCGAAAAAUCAAAGAAGAACAUGCAGAAGAUGAGGAAUUUCCUGAUGAAGUAGAUACACCCAUAGAUGUUCCAGCCCGGAAAAGAUUUGCUAAAUACAGAGGUGUAAAAUCAUUCAGAACUUCAACAUGGGAUCCUAAAGAAUCUUUGCCUCCUGAGUAUUCUAGGAUUUUUGCAUUUGAUAAUUUCACGAGAACACAAAAGCAUGUUCUGGCAAAAGCUCUUGAUAUGUUGCAAGAGGCUGAUGAGUGUAUACCUGUUGGCUCGUAUGCAAGGCUUUAUAUCAAGGAUGUUAGUGCUGGUAUUGCAUCCAAGUUAUGCACACUGUCUAAAAGAUUGCCAGUAGUAGCUUCUGGUCUCUUACAGCAUGAGUCCAAAAUCUCUGUGCUACAUUUCAGUAUUAAGAAGCAUGAUUCAUAUGAGGCUCCUAUCAAAGCAAAAGAAGAACUCCUAUUUCAUGUGGGAUUCCGCCAGUUUACAUCUAGGCCAAUAUUCUCUUCAGAUAGUAUCAAUGCUAGUAAACACAAAAUGGAGAGGUUUCUUCAUCCAGGAACAUUUUCAGUAGCUUCGAUAUAUGCUCCGAUAUGCUUUCAUUCUCUUCCUCUGGUCGCUUUAAAGAGCCAAGGAGAAGACACCUAUCCUGCAGUAGCUGCAGUUGGUUCUUUGAGAAGUGUUGACCCUGAUCGGAUCAUACUCAAGAAAAUAAUUUUAACGGGUUAUCCACAACGUGUAUCUAAAUCAAAAGCAACUGUGAGAUACAUGUUCCACAAUCCGGAGGAUGUAAGAUGGUUCAAGCCCGUUGAAGUUUGGUCAAAAUGUGGCCGUCGUGGUCGCAUUAGAGAACCAGUAGGAACACACGGGGCAAUGAAGUGCAUCCUUAAUGGCGUCAUUCAGCAGCACGACACGGUUUGCAUGAGCUUGUUCAAGCGCAGUUAUCCCAAGUGGCCUCAACAAUGGUUUCCAUUAAACUCUGGAUCAGAUUAAGCUUUGGCUGAGUUCAAAUAUGUCUCCAUCGACUGAAGCAACAAUUUUGGAUUGUAUAUUUGUUUGUGAGAAUGAGCCCCUAUUUAUAUUCUUGCUUUUUCGUGUUUUCAAUCAUCAUCACUCGCUUAUGUAUCUUAAAUUGACUACAGUUCGUUGCUUUGACGAGCUGUUUUUUUUUUUGUGUGCUAUAAGGCCUUAUUUAUUGACGAAUAGAAUUUAUAAUAUUAAUAUAUUUCCAUA